Molecule: messenger RNA, 463 nt
Organism: Diabrotica virgifera virgifera (western corn rootworm)
Lineage: Eukaryota; Metazoa; Arthropoda; Insecta; Coleoptera; Chrysomelidae
Product: endocuticle structural glycoprotein ABD-5-like
Exons: 2
Coding region: 64-405 (113 amino acids)
Source: RefSeq, a predicted model, not a curated record
CUUUGUCAACACAAGCACAUUUUUACUGAACUAGUACCAGUAAAUCUUAAAAGCACUAUCAAGAUGUUUAAAGUUGCACUCUUUGUGAUUGCCUGCUUAGCUUUCGCUCAAGCUAGACCCCAAGCUGACAGCAAAAUUUUGAGGUUCGACAACGAUGUAAGGCCUGAUGGAUACCAAUUUGCAUUUGAAACCAGCGACGGAAUUCGUAGGGAAGAAAAUGGAGUCUUCCAACCAACCUCCGACGAAGAAGGUGUUCUAACUGUUAACGGUGAAUCAAAUUAUCCUCUUGGAGAUGGUCUUCCUUUCUACAUCACCUUCGUUGCUGACGACAAAGGCUAUAGGCCAAAAUACGUCAUCGGCCAAGGUGCUCCCGGUAAUGCCGGUCCAGGAAGAGUCCACCACUAAAAACUCAUUUUAGUGCUUAUGUAAUUAUGUUUUAAUAAAAAUUUAUGAUUUUGUUUUA